This is a messenger RNA of Plectropomus leopardus (leopard coralgrouper), 1142 nucleotides long. NCBI's taxonomy places the organism in Eukaryota, Metazoa, Chordata, Actinopteri, Perciformes, Serranidae. The record is from RefSeq and is a predicted model, not a curated record.
GAAAGAUCUGCCAUUAGCUCUUCUUGGAUUUCAAUCAUGAAAUUGCUUCAAGAUUCAGAGGACGCAAAGGCCGAAAGGAAGCGUCUCAAACCUCAGGUAGAGAGACGUCGAAGAGAGAGAAUGAACCGCAGCCUGGAAAACCUGAAGAUUCUUCUGCUGCAGCAACAGGAUGCGACUCAGCGCAGAGUGGAGAAAGCUGAGAUACUCGAGCACACAGUCCUCUUCCUACGAGACAAGACCGGAGCUGAAGGUGGUGGAGGACAGACACACUCCUUCCAAGACGGCUUCUCCAGCUGCCUGCAGAGAGCUUCUCAGUUCCUGGGACCUGAAGGGAAAGGCCUGUGGCUCGGAGCGGCACUGAAUGCGUCUUUUGCUGCUCGCUUCUCCCGCUCAGACUUUGAAUCUGCAGGCGCCCAAAGAAGAACAGAAGCCUCUUCACUAAGGUCUGUGCUUCGCAGGAAGUCGUCCAGGCACAUUCUUCGGUUGCUGAUCCACAGGUCCCGGCACAGACUGCGCACACCUGCUAUGUCUGUAGCCGUUUGUGUUCAGAGCCGUGGAGAAUCACAUCCUCCUCCCACAACUCCACAACAGCCCAACACAGUGAGGAGACGAGCGAGCAAACAGAGCCCGUCCCAGAGCCAACCGGUCAACCAGACUCUGUGGAGGCCUUGGCCCUGAUCACCAGGCAUGGACCUCCUGAAACUGAACUUUCAAUGACUUUAAUAACCGAUUGAUAUUCACUGGUGUCAACCGUACUGUUCCUGAAUGAAUACUUUCAUUGUUAUCUAGUGAACACCGACCUUUGGUCCUCUGUUAACUCCUCACAGUUUUGGUUUUCAACCUCAAAGUCUGUAAAUAAUGUAAAAAUGUAACUUGUGCAUGUGCUGUAUGUGUGAUAGGGUUGACUCACUACUUGCAGUCAGUGGGGCAGCCAUGUAUUCUGCCUGCAGGCGCAGGGACUCUCCCAGAGUGGGACACACUGCUGCUGUGCUGAGGAGCGAGUUCAGAGGUGUGGGACCUCAGGGUUCGAGGCUGGGAGAGCCCCAUGAAGCCCCUCACGUUCACCUGAGUGCCAUGAUGUCUGCUGGCAGUCAUGACACCUGUGUGUCUUGUAUUUUCUAUAAAUGAAACAUCUUGUCUAU